UCUAAUAUUCUCUCACUGCAUAUAUAUAUAUAUUUGAGGCUUGUAACAAAGCAGGUGUAUAUUUACUAAUAUUAAAUUAAUAACUAGCUUAUUAUAUACUUACUAUUGUUUAUAUAAGCUAUAGCCAUAUCCCAUGUAAAUAUAUUCCAAGUUUCAUAUUCUUUUUUCACUACUCUUUCUCGAGUUGUUAUGGCAUUUUUUAAUUUAAAAAGAAAUCUUCUGGUGUGCGCACCCAUAGAGUAUGGAAGCUUGGACCAAAUGGUGGCCUCCAUGGAUGAGGCAAAAGCACAGGGAGCUGACCUUGUGGAGAUUCCCAUUCAUUGUUCGUUGUCUCUUUCUAACAUUUCUCAACUUGAGAAGCUCAUCAAACAAAGAACUCUCCCUGCAAUUCUCUCUAUUAGGACCGGUGGCAAUAGUGGCUCCAAGAACACUGCUUUGCAAGUGUUGAGAAUGGCUUUUGAAUUAGAUGUAGAGUUCGUAGAAAUGGAGUACGAGGUGGCUUCUGAUAUAGCCAUGGUCGAACACAUGCCUGUAAACAGCCAAAUAAUUGUAUCGAGCUAUGUAAAUGGUAGCAAACCCUCAUCAGAAAAACUUGGUAAUCUUAUUGCGUGUAUGCAAUCCACUGGGGCAGAUGUUAUCAGACUAAUAGUUGAAGUGCAUAACAUCACCGAUGUAGCCCCAAUUUUCCAAAUGCUUACUCAUUGUCAGGUGCCAUUAAUUGCUACUGCAGUGGGCAGUAGAGGUCUUAUAAGCCAACUUUUGGCACCAAAGUUUGGUGGAUUUUUAGUGUAUGGUUAUCUCAAAAGCCACCCUAUUCCUGGCUUACCAACUUUGGCUAGCAUUAAACAAGUUUAUGAGCUUGAACAUGUAAAUGAGUAUACAAAAGUCUUUGGCCUCAUUUCAAAUCCUGUUGGCCAUAGUAAGGGCCCUAUUCUACACAACCCUGCUCUAAGACAUAUUGGAUACAAUGGAAUUUAUGUUCCCAUGAUGGUUGAUAAUGUCAAUGAAUUCUUCAAAACGUACACAAGCAUGGACUUUGCUGGUUUCAGUGUUGGAAUACCACAUAAAGAAAAAGUGGUGAAAUGUUGUGAUGAAGUUCAUCCACUGGCUAAGUCCAUAGGAGCUGUAAAUACCUUAGUAAGAAGGCCAAGUGAUGGAAAGCUGAUUGGUUACAAUACAGAUUCUGAGGCUUGUAUUACUGCAAUAGAGGAUGCACUAAGAGAUGAUCAUAUUCCAGUCAUUUGGAUUUUAAUGUAUGAAACAGAAAGGGAAGUCGCAGAUGGGGUUGUAUCACAUGCUUCUUCUCCGAUUUCUGGGAAACUUUUUGUGUUAAUGGGAGCAGGAGGAGCAGGAAGAGCACUAGCUUUUGGAGCAAGAGAUAGAGGUGCCCGGGUUGUGAUAUUCAACCGAAAUUACGAGAGAGCAAAAGCUCUUGCAUUGGCAGUUUCAGGAGAAGCUCACUCGUCUGAGGUUUUAGACAGCUUCUGCCCUGAAAAAGGAAUGAUAUUUGCAAAUGCAUCUUCGAUUGGAAUGGAACCAAAUACAAAUGAAAGUCCUAUUUCAAAGGAGGCAUUAAGAGCUUACAAUCUGGUUUUUGAUGCUGUUUACACUCCGAGAAAUACAAGACUAUUGCAAGAGGCCGCUGAGGUUGGGGCCAUUGUGGUGAGUGGAGUUGAGAUGUUCAUCAGACAGGCCAUUGGUCAGUUCAGCUUGUUUACUGGAGUUCCAGCUCCAGAAAAUGUCAUGCGCAAGCUGGUUGAAGAACAAUUUUGAGUAUUGUAAGAAGUCCUGCUGAGAGUGUCUUAAAGUAACAACCGCGUAGAAUUAAGCAAGUUGAGACAUAUUGUGGAGGGAAAUAUGUACAUAAAUUUAUGUGCAUUGUAGUGAAAAAAAUUAAGAUACUCAUACCCGAGCUCACUUGCUGUAAUCUCCUUAACAUUUCUCAAAGUUAGACAUUGAAAAAUAUAUGUUUUCAUUGCUCCUGAUUUGGUAUGGGGAAUUUAAAAUCCAAACUCUUGAAAGA
This is a messenger RNA of Humulus lupulus (European hop), 2023 nucleotides long. RefSeq names its product bifunctional 3-dehydroquinate dehydratase/shikimate dehydrogenase, chloroplastic-like. Bases 190 to 1773 code for a protein of 527 amino acids. Gene Ontology annotation, biological process: chorismate biosynthetic process; shikimate metabolic process. The transcript has 10 exons. NCBI's taxonomy places the organism in Eukaryota, Viridiplantae, Streptophyta, Magnoliopsida, Rosales, Cannabaceae. The record is from RefSeq and is a predicted model, not a curated record. Gene Ontology annotation, molecular function: 3-dehydroquinate dehydratase activity; shikimate 3-dehydrogenase (NADP+) activity.